Molecule: messenger RNA, 297 nt
Organism: Rotaria sordida
Lineage: Eukaryota; Metazoa; Rotifera; Eurotatoria; Philodinida; Philodinidae
Source: the annotation of a GenBank genome assembly
AUGUCAAACGAUAGUUUACUUUCGUAUAUGUCGGCUAUUGCAAAUGAUCAAUAUGAUGAGGCUAUACAGAUAGUGACUCGUGUUAUUGACACAUCGACAGAUAAAAAACAAAUUAUUGAUGGUUUAAAAAAUAGAAUUAAAGCUGCGUUUGAGAACGACGAUUUUCAAAUGGUCCUCCAAGAUUGUAAACGGUUGAAAGAUAUUGGUUAUCCAUUGGACAACGAUCAACGUUUCUUAAUGUUCAUGUUAGAUGGUGGUGGUCUAAAUCGACAAUCUUCAUUUACGAAAGCCAAGUAG